This is a messenger RNA of Hemibagrus wyckioides, 2906 nucleotides long. RefSeq names its product minichromosome maintenance complex component 3 (gene mcm3). NCBI's taxonomy places the organism in Eukaryota, Metazoa, Chordata, Actinopteri, Siluriformes, Bagridae. Bases 138 to 2585 code for a protein of 815 amino acids. Gene Ontology annotation, molecular function: single-stranded DNA helicase activity; single-stranded DNA binding; ATP binding. The transcript has 17 exons. Gene Ontology annotation, cellular component: nucleus; MCM complex. The record is from RefSeq and is a predicted model, not a curated record. Gene Ontology annotation, biological process: mitotic DNA replication initiation; DNA replication; DNA strand elongation involved in DNA replication.
GGCGCGAAAAAGUUCCAGAGUCGGCGCGGGGCAGAGCAGGACACUCACGCGGAGCCUCAGUACUUUAUUUUUAUUUAUCUGUCGAAGGAUUUUAUUAUUGUAAUUAUUAUUAUUACAUUUCAGACAGAUUGUAUAAAAUGGCUGCCGAAGUUGUGGAUGAUCAUGAGAUGAGGGAAGCUCAGAGAGAUUACCUGGAUUUCCUCGAUGAUGAUCAGGAUCAGGGGAUCUAUCAGAGUAAAGUCCGGGACAUGAUCAGUGAGAAUAAAUUCCGCCUCAUCGUCAACAUCAACGACCUGCGGCGCCGCAACGAAGCACGCGCUGCUAAACUGCUGAACAACUCUUUCAACGAGCUCCUGGCCUUCCAGCGUGCUCUGAAGGAUUUGGUUGCGUCUGUUGAUGCCACCUACGCCAAGCAGUUUGAGGAGUUUUUCAUCGGGCUGGAGGGCAGCUUCGGGAGCAAACACGUCACACCUCGUACCCUCACCUCCCGCCUGCUGGGCUCCAUGGUGUGUGUGGAGGGCAUCAUAACUAAAUGCUCUCUUGUGCGUCCCAAGGUAGUACGCAGUGUCCAUUAUUGCCCAGCCACCAAGAAGACCUUAGAGCGUAAAUACACAGACAUGACCUCACUGGAUGCCUUCCCUUCCAGCUCCAUCUACCCAACAAAGGAUGAAGAGAACAACCCCCUGGAGACCGAGUUUGGUCUGUCUAUCUAUAAAGACCAUCAAACCAUCACAGUUCAGGAGAUGCCCGAGAAGGCUCCAGCUGGACAGCUGCCCCGCUCUGUGGACAUCAUCCUGGACAACGACCUGGUGGACGCUGCAAAACCUGGAGAUCGUGUGCAAAUCAUUGGGACCUACCGUUGCCUGCCGGGCAAGAAGGGCGGCUUCACCUCUGGCACCUUCAGGACCAUUAUGAUAGCUUGCCAAGUGAAGCAGAUGAGCAAAGAGGUCACUCCGUACUUCUCUGCUGAUGAUGUGGUGAAGAUCAAGAACUUCAGCAAAUCUCGCACUAAGAAUGUGUUUGACCAGUUGGCUCGCUCGUUGGCUCCCAGUAUCCACGGUCAUGAGUACAUCAAGAAGGCCAUCCUGUGUAUGCUGCUGGGUGGAGUAGAGAAGGUUCUGGAGAAUGGAUCACGCCUCCGUGGAGACAUCAAUGUCCUCCUCAUAGGCGAUCCCUCUGUAGCAAAGUCACAGCUGCUGCGCUACGUGCUGCAUACAGCCCCUCGCGCCAUUCCCACCACAGGCCGCGGCUCAUCAGGUGUUGGUCUCACUGCAGCCGUCACCACUGACCAGGAGACAGGUGAGCGGCGACUGGAGGCUGGUGCCAUGGUGCUGGCUGACCGAGGCGUGGUCUGCAUUGACGAAUUCGACAAAAUGUCCGACAUGGACCGCACUGCGAUCCACGAGGUCAUGGAGCAGGGGCGUGUCACUAUCGCCAAGGCGGGGAUUCAUGCUCGUCUGAACGCCCGCUGUAGCGUCCUGGCAGCUGCCAACCCUGUGUAUGGGCGGUAUGAUCAGUAUAAGACCCCCAUGGAGAACAUCGGGCUGCAGGACUCUCUGCUGUCUCGUUUCGAUUUGCUCUUCAUCAUGUUGGAUCAGAUGGACCCUGAGCAGGAUCGUGAGAUUUCGGACCAUGUUCUGCGCAUGCACCGCUACCGGGAUCCUCGCGAGCAAGAAGGAACAGCGAUGGCUCUGGGUGGUACAGUGGAUGUGUUGGCCACCGAGGACCCCGAUGUGGUGCGGGAGGAAGAGGAGGAGCUUCAGGUGUAUGAGAAACAUAACCAUCUUCUCCAUGGCAACCGGAGACAAAGGGAUCGGGUGCUGAGCAAAGAGUUCAUGAGGAAGUACAUCCAUGUUGCCAAGGUGAUUAAUCCCGUAUUGACCCAAGAAGCAGCCAAUCACAUCGCAGAGGAAUACACAAGACUGCGCAACCAGGAGCAGCUGGGCUCGGACAUUGCGCGGACCUCCCCAGUGACGGUCAGGACUCUGGAGACUCUGAUCCGUCUGGCCACGGCACAUGCCAAGGCUCGCAUGAGCAAAUCUGUGGAGCUGGAGGACACUGAGGUGGCCGUGGAGCUGGUUCAGUUCGCCUACUUUAAAAAGGUCCUGGAGAAGGAGAAGAAGCGUACCAGACAUGGAGAGCGUGAUGCAGCCUCUGAUGAUGAUGAAGAGGAGGAUGAGGAAGAUCAGGGCACCCCCAGACAACAAAGAAAGAGGAGGCGCCGUUCGACUGAGCGCCGGCCGUCACAGGGCAGUGAAACGUACGACCCUUAUGACUUCACCACCGAGGUGGACAUACCUCAGAUCCAAUCUCCAGCUUCCGCAAGACCCAGUGAGGAGCCCAUGGAGACGUCGCAGAACGGCCACUCAGAGCUGUCAGCGGACAGGAUGAAGGAGUUCAAAGCCGCCUUGCUGGAAGUCUUCCGAGCCGCACAUGCUCAGUCUGUGGGCAUGAACGCUCUGAUGGGAGAGGUCAACAAGGAGCGCUCGGCUCCGUUCGAGAAGGCCGAGGUCCAGGCCGCUCUCGCACGGAUGCAAGACGACAACCAAGUCAUGGUAGCUGAUGACAUCAUCUUCCUCAUCUAAACAGGAUGGGAAGGAGAGAAUGGAGGAAAUGAAAACACUGCAGAGUGUGGACUUUUAUUGCAGAUGUGCAUUCGGACAUGGACGCUUUUACUCCUUUGUAAUACACGCAUAUCUAUGCAUAGUUUUAUUUCUUUUAAAUCGUACCCUACUUUGUGCUGAAGUGUGUUCAUUGUUGUUGUUUUAUCUGCUUUUAAACAAAAAAAAAAUCAGUUAUUUUCAUUAAACGGUGACGUGUGUGUGUGUGUGUGUGUGUUUGUAUAUAUUGUUACAAAAGAAGGUAAUGUUUCAGUUCAAUGGAAAAAUAAAUGAGCGGUCACCUGA